Cyprinodon variegatus (sheepshead minnow) is the source of this 4032-nucleotide messenger RNA. RefSeq names its product CXXC finger protein 4 (gene cxxc4). Bases 525 to 1394 code for a protein of 289 amino acids. The transcript is spliced from 3 exons. The record is from RefSeq and is a predicted model, not a curated record. NCBI's taxonomy places the organism in Eukaryota, Metazoa, Chordata, Actinopteri, Cyprinodontiformes, Cyprinodontidae. Gene Ontology annotation, cellular component: nucleus. Gene Ontology annotation, molecular function: methyl-CpG binding; zinc ion binding.
UCCUCACCUCAGCACCAAUCAGCCACACACAGCGACAGGAGACGCGGACCGAGCAGAGAGCAGGCAGACGCGCAACACGGGAGGAAAAGGGGCGCACAUACAUCCACCGCUGCGAUCAACACAUUUUUCCUCUUCCUUUUUGACUUGCUUCUGCACUUUUCCACCUUUUUUACUAGUUUGGCUGAAACGACACAGAGAAAAAAAAUGCUCCUUUUGUUUUGAGCCAUCUGAGCGCACACACUGACAGAGAGACGCGGUGGCUCUGCUGCCCUCAGGCGGCUCCUCUGUGCGUCUUUUCUCGCAUCUUUGCAUUCAGUCCCCCUCUGCCUCUCUCCACAUAUCGCCCAGCAGUAAUGUGCGGUAACACAGUGGCGGGCUGGUAGCAUCUUGGGAGCCUUGUCUCAACAGGAACCCGAAGAAGACAAACCAGGAUGGUAACUCACUGUUCCUAAACAGCUUCAGCUCCACAAAGGCCCUUGCAUCCUCACACUGUCCUCCUGAACACUGACGAGAACUCUCCAGCCAUGUCUAACAUAAACAAUGCGCUUUGUAUUGAAAAUGGACAGAAUGCAGACGUCUCGCUCCUGCAGAAGGAUAAUCUUCAGGACGGUGGAUUAAGUCAGCUCUUGGAUUAUAAUGCAGAAAUGGAAAGGUACAGGUCGUUUGCGAACUUUUACAAAACAAAUGGCGCAUUUCCGCAGACUGCAAAAAUUGCCCGUAUCACAACGCCCAUUUUUCCCAGUGCCAGAAUUGGUAUGUCCCCUUGGAACUGUGAUAACGCCAUGCUCUGGGGAAGGAAAUCAGCGGCAAUAAACCCUAAUAGGACCAGCAUGCAUAGAAAUGACUCCCAGAGGCCGGGGAAGCCUGGCGUGCCGCCAGAGACGCUGCAAAUGGCAAAUAAUAAUUUCCUCUCUACCUUAUCCCCUGAACACUGCAGACCUUUAGCAGGAGAAUGCAUGAACAAGCUGAAAUGCGGCGCUGCUGAAGCAGAGAUAAUGAAUCUCCCGGAACGCGUUGGAACUUUUUCCGCUAUUCCGGCUUUAGGGGGCAUCUCAUUACCUCCUGGGGUCAUCGUCAUGACAGCCCUUCACUCCCCCGCAGCCUCAGCAGCCGUUACAGACAGUGCGUUUCAAAUUGCCAAUCUGGCAGACUGCCCACAGAAUAAUUCCUCAGCAUCCAGUGGAAACCCAGCGAAGAAGAAAAGGAAAAGGUGUGGGGUGUGUGCACCCUGCAGGCGGCUAAUCAACUGUGGUGUUUGCAGCAGUUGUCGGAACCGCAAAACAGGCCACCAGAUCUGCAAAUUUAGGAAAUGUGAGGAGUUGAAGAAGAAGCCGGGAUCAUCGCUGGAGAGAACGCCGGUCAGCAACGGUGAGGCUUUUCGGUGGUUUUUUUAGGAGGCGAGAUGUGGACCUCCAUCAAAAAGCAAGAGGACAGGUGGGACUCUAGACUCUGCCAGGAGCUUUUCAUGGACACACGAUGCGCCAUGCGGCCUGAACAUUUUUUGGAGAAGAUGCAAGGAGACAAAGUGAACAGACACAAACAUAAUGGUGUUGUUUUAACUCUGUAAUUUCCUUUUUUUUUCUUGUGUAAUUAUUGUACCUUUUGACGGUAUCAUUAUGUAUAUUUUUGGUGUCUAUGAAUGUGUUUUCAGUGUCAAGGCUGUAGGUUUUACAGCCCGCCCUGUGUAAAGAACUCAAACAGACAAUCAUACAAUCACACUGAAUCUGAUAAAAAGAAGAGGCCACAAGGAUCGAUUAUUGAACAAACACCUGUCCCGCUGGAGCAAUAACUAAUUCUGAUGAUUAUUCCUCAUAUUCACACUUCAGUAAUAUUUUACAUUUCCCCAAACUAAGUACCACUCUAGUUUUUUUUUUAUUUACACUCUAAAAACUGCUGGGUUAAAAAAAAAGUUUAAAUAAUAUUUAAAAUAUUUAAAAUUACCCAUAUUAUGGGUAAUUUUGCAAAGUUUUUUCAGUCCUGAUAUAAAAUGGACCGAUCUAGUCUUGGGUUGAUCAAACAGAGCAAGGUUGGUUAAUUGGUUUUACCCAGGAUAAUGGCUCAAGGUUUUAACCCCAAAAAAUUGGUAAAAUAAAGAAAAAUCUAUUGUAUUGUCCUAAACCAUAACCUAGAUUUUUAGAAAAGGAAUGUGUAGGUCAAUGAGUGAUAUUUAUUUCUGUUUUAGUUUGGAUUAAAGUGAUCAAAAUAAAACACAAAACAACGUACCUACACAAAAAACUAUUUGGAUAUGAAAAUUCAUGUUCUAUGAAGAAAAAAUGAUUCACUCUUUGCAUAUUUAGAUCCAAAACUAUUUUUCAAACGUCUAGGUUUGUGUUGAAUUGGAAAUAAUAAAAAAAAGUUAUGUCUCAGUUCUUAAAUAAUGUUAAAAACAUUAUUCACACUUUAUGUAAAAACACUUGUCUUAAAUUGGAAAUACCGUUUAGGAAAAACUUGAAAAAUGCUGAAACAAAACUGUGUUACAUCUUUUAGUUACCAACAUAUCUGAUUGUAUCUUUAAUGAUUUACUUCUGUAUCUAAUAUAACUCAAGUUUUUCAAGUUAUUAGACCUCCUUGAAAUCACCCUAAUCUUUAGCUUCCUUCACCCUUUUUAGUUAGAUUUAAAGAAGGAAAUCUGCCUCAGCAAAACUUUUGUUUUAAUUUAAAAGAAAUAUCUUUAGAAGAAAACCCAAAACCGGUACACUUGUUUUCUUAACAUUUUCCACCCAUUUGAAUACUUUUGGUUCUAUCUUUAUAUCUGUUAGGAAAACAAGCUUGACCUUCCAUUUGAGUAAAAUGGUUAAGAAAUCACAGCAACCUAUCCACAUUAAUAUAUUUUUUUUAGCGUAAUGUUAUUUCUUGUUUCAACCCUUUGAUUAGGUUUAAUCUGUGGUGGUCAUUUUGUUAUAGAGGUGGUCAGUUAAGAAUUUGAAGACAUCUUCUCAUACCUUCUAAAUAACAACAUCAGGUUCUUUUAGAAUGACAUCCUUGAGUAUACAAUGCCUCUGACUGACUGUUUAAUAUAUUCACACAAAAUUAUAGGAUUUUUUCAGGAUUGGUGUAACCAAAAUACUAAUGAGAUUUUUUUUUUUAUUUCCAAUUUAGUUUAUUUUUCUUAAUGAUCAGAUUCUUUUUCCAAACAGCUGAAUUUGUCUUAGUUGUCAACAAAGGAAAAUGGAGCAGGCUAGGGAAGGCAGCCCUGCAUCACACUACAAUCUGUACCAAAACAUAUGAUCCCUCUGGCACUUCAUUUGGCAUCUUAGGUAAUAUAAAUAAAAUUCUGACAAGUAUCUACACAAUUGUUUAAAAAAUAUUUAUACACUGGUUUUACGACCAUACGUUUUGUUGCCAGCGCAACCAGUUUUGUGCUGCAGUGUCUGAUCCGCUGUCCCAACCUUUGUCGCAACAGUAGCAUCGAGACAUUUAAGAAAGAACCCAGCGUUUUUAUUUUUUAUUUUUUUUGUGAGAAAUGGUAAAACAGUUGACAGUGGUGUGAUGAUGGCAGCAGGAACAGGACUGAAGGAGUCUGUGUUGACACGCUCCAUAACAACAAGGCACAUUGUCUUACAUUAGAGAGCUGCACUUCUAAUCUAUAUUACCUGCACCUAAUGCCUAAACACUGACUGGACUUCCUACUGUCAUAAAUGAUUCAACCUUUACAAAAAUUAAUCGGUCAUUAUCUAUUUUUAUAACCACUUUUUUGGGGGGGUCACUGAAGGUUGUGAAAAAAGCUUGGAUAAAUCCCAGUAAAGCAUUUUAAACUACCGGUAUGUUGGAAAAUCUGGAAUUAAAUAUUGAACAGUAGAGAGAUUUUGCUCUGACGCUAAAGGAUAGUCUGGAUUUCUCCUUAGCAGAGUAAAACAUCUGUCCUUUUUACUGCAAAGUGGCUUUAAAACAUUCCAAAAAGCAAAUUAUUUAAUAAGUUACUCAUUGUCUUAAACCCAAAUGUUGCAUGUGUUAAUGUGUUUUGGUUUUAAAGAUGACUAAGAAUUUGUAUAUUGUUGUUGUGAUGCUUUUAUGUGUUAAAAUAAAAAAAAA